Molecule: messenger RNA, 1442 nt
Organism: Dioscorea cayenensis subsp. rotundata (Guinea yam)
Lineage: Eukaryota; Viridiplantae; Streptophyta; Magnoliopsida; Dioscoreales; Dioscoreaceae
Product: tetrapyrrole-binding protein, chloroplastic
Exons: 1
Coding region: 208-972 (254 amino acids)
Biological process (GO): chloroplast-nucleus signaling pathway
Cellular component (GO): chloroplast
Molecular function (GO): tetrapyrrole binding
Source: RefSeq, a predicted model, not a curated record
AAAGCUCCACACUACACUACAAUAUCCAGCCUAAGCCAAAUCCAACCAAUCACAAGCCCCCACUCCACCAAUCUCAGAUGUCACCCCAUCUUCACUCCCUCAGUGUCUUACACUACUAACUCAUUCAUUCCCACACAUUCCUCAUCCUUCAUUCUCCAUUCAUCUCCCUUCUUCACUCCUUCUCUCCUUCUCUCUCACUUUCAAUCCAUGGCCACCACUUCCUUCCAAUCCCUCCACAAACCACCACUCCUUCAUCACCUCCUCCUCCACCACCACCACCACCACCACCAACACCAACACUGUUUCAGCACUCCUGACACUUCCCUCCAAUUUUUUAAACACUCCACAACAACCACAACUCUCAAACUCUUCUCCAGUUUAUCAACAUCAUCAUUAACUCCAUCCACUAACACCUCCCCAUUUGACACUCUCGCCGCACACCUAGCCGAAGCUAACUUCCGGCAAGCUGAUGAAGAAACCCGCCGCCUCCUCAUUGAGCUGGCCGGAGAAUCAGCGCAGAAACGUGGCUAUGUUUUCUUCUCCGAAGUCCAGUUCAUCUCGGCAGCUGAUCUUCGUGCCAUUGACCGUCUCUGGCGCCUUCACAGCAGUGACCGCUUCGGGUAUAGUGUGCAGAGACGGAUAUGGGAGCGGAAGGCACGGAGAGACUUCACUGGAUUCUUCAUCAGAGUUGGCUGGAUGAAGAAGCUUGAUACAGAGGUGGAGCAGUACAACUACAGGGCCUUCCCUGAUGAGUUCAUAUGGGAGCUUCUUGAUGACACGCCGGAGGGCCACCUUCCCCUGACCAAUGCUUUGAGAGGAACACAAUUGUUGGCAAACAUCUUAACACAUCCUGCAUUUGAAGAGUUAGAGGAAGAGGAAACAGAGGAAAAAGAAGAUGAGGAGGAGAGCAAGGAGGAAGUCAAGGAGAAGCCAAAGCUCACCCAGAGCUUUAAACCUGAUUACUCCUUUUGAAUUUCAGCAUUUAGUUCAAGAACUAGUAUCACACAAAGUAGUCACUUGAUUGUUUUCAAUCAUCCAUUCUAUUGUGCUAAAACUAUCGCUAAUACUACUGCAAGUCUGUUUUCAGUUGAUGGAAUCAUAGACAUAGUGAACAUUGUGGGAGAAUGUGCGAUUAUUUUUAAAAAACACACACAGUACGAAUAAAUAUAUUCAUGUGUGAAAAGUAAACAUUAUGGUAUAUUUUCAGGGAUUCGCAAGGGAAAACUCAUCAUCCUGUGUACAAAACUUUCACAUCAUGGCAAUAGAAGAGAAUACUGGGGCAAGAGAAGAUUUACAUAGCGUCUCUACAGCAGCAGUAACCAGGACUGGAAUUUUCUGCGCUAAACUCAAGACACUCUGAGGAUUUGUGAAAGUUCACUCGUUGAUCAUUGUUGUAUAGUUGUUGUGUUUUUUGAAUAAAAUAACGACCACAACUGAGAAGC